UAGAAACUCGAGACCAUUCCGGUUGAUCCCGGUCCGACGGCACAUUCAAAGCCGCACUUUCACGCCAUCGUCCGCGAAGUGAGAUCGAACGUGCAAUUCUUUUCACCACGCGUUCGCGGCUCCGUUGAAGAAUCGGCUAAAGUAUCGAAACGCGUCUUGUGAUUUUCAAAGCGUCAAACAAAGAUGAACAUCAGUGCGGGCGCAACAGCGCGCGACAAUGUAUGAGGAGGAGUCUGACAAGAGAACUCGAAUCCGGAGUGACGUGACAGUGGUAGGAGGACCCUGGUCUCACAUUAUGUGCAUGACGAAUUGAGUAGUGCAGUGACCGACCUUACGAUAUUGUCGCGUUUCUUUUAGUGAUCGCUACUUGUGAGACGUUGAACACGACUUUGUGAGACGAGAGUCUCAACCACGGCAGCAAAAUUGAGCUGGACUUGCACUCACGAGCCGCCGGCCACUUUAUGAGAGCCGGCGGCAACAUGUGCGACGGCUCCUUCACAGAAACUCUGCGCAGUAUGCAAGGAAUGACGGGUACAACGACACCGGCACUACCUGGUGGUAGCGCCGGUGUCGGUCACAUGGGAGUCGGCCUCGGUAGCCCGCUCGGAUCAGCAGGCAAGAAGAUGCAGGGAGAGCACAUCAAACGACCAAUGAACGCUUUCAUGGUCUGGUCACGCCUACAACGACGGAAAAUUGCGCAAGAGAAUCCGAAAAUGCACAACAGUGAAAUCUCCAAGAGGCUCGGUGCAGAAUGGAAGCUUCUUACGGAAGACGAGAAACGCCCGUUCAUCGACCAGGCGAAGAGGUUACGUGCUCAACACAUGAAGGAACACCCUGAUUACAAGUACAGACCGCGAAGGAAACCCAAGACUUUAAGGAAAGAGGGUUACCCUUAUAGCAUUCCGUACCCAAGUGUUCCGAUGGAAGCUCUUCGAGCUGGGAUGGCCAGUGGCAUGGGACAGGCUGGAAUGGGCUCCUAUUACACCCCUGCCGCGGCUUACGGCUCGCUCUCGGCAGCUAGCAUGGCUGCAGCCGCUGCCGCGGCUGCACAACAGUCAGCCGCCAUGUCUGGUCUCGGGGCACCUGCUCAAGUAGUGGGCUCGAUGGACGCCAUGAAGUACUCCAUGGAGGCUGACAAGUACCGCGCCGCCUAUAUGCCGCCCAGCACUCUAGCAAUGAGCAUGUAUCCGGAUCCCAAGUACCUGGAUUCUUCCAAUCCCAAGGCUUAUCUGGAUCGCACCUACUUAGACGCGAAGGCGUACUUCGAGGGAGUGCAGCAAUCGAAACUGUACAUGGAUCAGAAACCGAUUGCGGAGUACAAUCGGCCCAGCUACGAGCCCAACAAGCUCUACGAGGAGUCCAGCCCGGGUAGCGUCGUCGGUGGAAGCGGACCUGCGAGAUCACCGCCCGCGGAGUCGCCGGAUACCAGCAAGCAACACGAGAGGACGGAACAGGGCUCGUCCAGCGCGAGUUCAACAUCGACAUCAUCGGCCGCGAGCCCGGGCGCGACUCUGCCAGCGUAUUAUCCCGGAUCGGUCCAAGCUGGCGGCUUGUUGGGCCCGCAGAUGGGUCAGUACGGUGGAUACCAAAUGGCACCGGCACCAGGAAAUGAAUCUUUUCGGCGGCCGUUGGUUAUCUUGUGACCCGAUAGAGCGUAGCUCUGAUCUAUCUUCGAGGAGCAGUUGCUAUGAUGGCUGCCGCGGACUCGACGGAACGAAACCCCAACGGCACCUAACGGAAGCGCAGACUUUUCCGGGUGUUAUCAGUCGCGGUUCCGAUGAUGUGAAAAACGGGGUGGUGUGAAUUUCGAGACAUCCUCAAGAAGGAUAAUUGCUACGUGUCUCUCUUUCUCUCUCUUUCUCGAUCGUGAUGAUCGUGGAUCGUAGAGUCGAGGCAAAAAUUAAAUCGUUGUUUACCGUUAAGCCAUUGAGGAAAAGGAUUAUCCUUUAAAUCGAGCCAAUUAAGCAAAAGUACUCCAAGAUUCUAUGGAAUUUUUCAACAAUAAUUAUUUUCUCAUUGUAAUAGUUAUUACGGAUUUAACAAAAGCUUGCAACAGUCCACAUUAAUCACGACAUCCUGAUCCUCGAUUUUUUUUCUAUAGAAAAAUUAAUGGGAAUCCUUGAAAGAUUCUGAGGGUAGACUGAAUGCGAUGAAAUGAAGAUCUCACAAAUAAAUUUUCUCAAAUUCCUACGGAAUUUGGAGAAAUGGAAAAGAAGAGAACACCGUUACUUUCUAAAACGGAGGUGCAUAACUUACGCAAACAAUCUAUUUAAAAAUUAUUAUAGAAGACAUUCUUAAUCCAACAUCUGCCGUUCAAGACGAUCGAUCUGGAAGAAUUUUAUCGACUAACAAAGAAAGAUUAGGCAGUUUCCUGACAGCAAGAUAUAAUCAAUAGUGUCGCUCUAGCAACAGAAUUGAAUCUGGCCAAUGGACUACUUCGAGAAACGGAGAACGACUAAUGACAGUAAUGUCGUUGAAGAUGACAACGAAGACCGGGAGGACUUUCGCUGUGUCGUCGGCUGACUAGUCUUGACCGAGAUGUGUUGAGAAUUGUACAUAGUCCCUGUGUAAAUAGUGUAGUAAAAACUUGGCUUCUUCCGGAUUUCCGCGCGCGAAUCCGCUUUCUUACGGUCUCUCCAUCCAAGAACGCCAGGAACUCGUAAUCCUUGAGGAGAAAGCAGUACAAAUGGAAUCAUGUGCGUGCGUGCUGUCCAAGAGCUGUCGUGAGUGUUCGAUCUCGAACGAUGUAAGAACAAUUUAUACUUUCUUUUUUGAAGACGAAGGAAGCUUCAUUCAUGCCGGAAGUUGUAUAAACCUUCGUAAAGGUAUAUAAAUUUCGUACGUAUGCAAAAUUUAUUUUAUAAGAAAUUUAUUUAUAAGAAAUUUAUUUUUUAAGAAAUUUAUUUCUAAAAACACUUUUUUAGAGACUUUUUUUUUAGAAAAUCA
Solenopsis invicta (red fire ant) is the source of this 2946-nucleotide messenger RNA. Its product is annotated as transcription factor Sox-19b. Gene Ontology annotation, biological process: cell differentiation; anatomical structure morphogenesis; regulation of DNA-templated transcription. The transcript has 5 exons. The coding region runs from base 462 to 1643 and encodes 393 amino acids. Gene Ontology annotation, molecular function: RNA polymerase II cis-regulatory region sequence-specific DNA binding; DNA-binding transcription factor activity, RNA polymerase II-specific. Lineage: Eukaryota; Metazoa; Arthropoda; Insecta; Hymenoptera; Formicidae. The record is from RefSeq and is a predicted model, not a curated record.